AUGAAGAAGAAAGCUCUUUCACCAGUGAGGCUGGUCAACUCUGAUAACCGCUGCUCUGGCAGAGUGGAGAUCUUCCAUAAUAAACAGUGGGGGACGGUGUGUGAUGAUUCCUGGGGCCUGAAUGAUGCUCAGGUGGUCUGCAGACAGCUGGACUGUGGUGAAGCUCAUGCAGCGCCAACAAAUGCCCGGUUCGGACAGGGCAAUGGACCCAUCUGGUUGGACGAUGUUCAAUGUUCUGGAAAUGAAUCAUUGAUCACAAACUGCACUCACAGAGGAUUUGGGGUCCACAACUGUGGUCACGAUGAAGAUGCCAGCGCUAUCUGUAAUGGGAAAAACGUAUCAUAUCCUGGAGUUUAUCCAACAACUCCUGAUCCAUGGCCACUGCCCAGUACACAGAUCACUAACAACACAACACCACCAGACAACAGCACAGUGGUGGAAGGGGAGAUCCGUCUGGCCAAUGGAUCAAGCACCUCCUGCUCUGGCAGAGUGGAGAUCUUCCUUCAUGGACAGUGGGGGACGGUGUGUGAUGAUUACUGGGGCCCGAAUGAUGCUCAGGUGGUCUGCAGACAGCUGGGCUGUGGCAGGGCGCUCUCAGCACCACUAGGGGCAGAAUUUGGACAAGGUACAGGGAAUAUCUGGAUGGAUGAUGUCAAGUGCACAGGCAGCGAAUCAAAGCUCUCUGAGUGUCCGCACAGAGGAGUAGGAAGUCACAACUGUGGUCACAGUGAAGACGCUGGUGUCGUGUGUGAAGCUCUUUCACCAGUGAGGCUGGUCAAUUCUGAUAACCGCUGCUCUGGCAGAGUGGAGAUCUUCCAUAAUAAACAGUGGGGGACGGUGUGUGAUGAUUUCUGGGACCUGAAUGAUGCUCAGGUGGUCUGCAGACAGCUGGGCUGUGGCAGGGCGCUCUCAGCACCACUAGGGGCAGAAUUUGGACAAGGUACAGGGAACAUCUGGAUGGAUGAUGUCAGGUGCACAGGCAGCGAAUCAAAGCUCUCUGAGUGUCCGCACAAUGGAGUCAGAAAUCACACCUGUGGUCACAGUGAAGAUGCUGGUGUCGUGUGUGAAGCUCUUUCACCAGUGAGGCUGGUCAAUUCUGAUAACCGCUGCUCUGGCAGAGUGGAGAUCUUCCAUAAUGGACAGUGGGGGACGGUGUGUGAUGAUUUCUGGGACCUGAAUGAUGCUCAGGUGGUCUGCAGACAGCUGGGCUGUGGCAGUGCGCUCUCAGCACCACUAGGGGCAGAAUUUGGACAAGGUACAGGGAACAUCUGGAUGGAUGAUGUCAGGUGCACAGGCAGCGAAUCAAAGCUCUCUGAGUGUCAGCACAUUGGAGUCGGAAAUCACACCUGUGGUCACAGUGAAGAUGCUGGUGUCGUGUGUGAAGCUCUUUCACCAGUGAGGCUGGUCAAUUCUGAUAACCGCUGCUCUGGCAGAGUGGAGAUCUUCCAUAAUAAACAGUGGGGGACGGUGUGUGAUGAUUCCUGGGGCCUGAAUGAUGCUCAGGUGGUCUGCAGACAGCUGGACUGUGGUGAAGCUCGUGCAGCGCCAACAAAUGCCCGGUUCGGACAGGGCAGUGGACCCAUCUGGUUGGACGAUGUUCAGUGUUCUGGAAAUGAAUCAUUGAUCACAAACUGCACUCACAGAGGAUUUGGGGUCCACAACUGUGGUCACAAUGAAGAUGCCAGCACUAUCUGUAACGGGAAAAACGGAUCAUAUCCCGGAGUUUAUCCAACAACUCCUUAUCCAUGGCCACUGCCCAGUACACAGAUCACUAACAACACAACACCACCAGACAACAGCACAGUGGUGGAAGGGGAGAUCCGUCUGGCCAAUGGAAGAAGCCGCUCCUGCUCUGGCAGAGUGGAGAUCUUCCUUCAUGGACGGUGGGGGACGGUGUGUGAUGAUUACUGGGACCUGAAUGAUGCUCAGGUGGUCUGCAGACAGCUGGGCUGUGGCAGGGCGCUCUCAGCACCACUAGGGGCAGAAUUUGGACAAGGUACAGGGAAUAUCUGGAUGGAUGAUGUCAAGUGCACAGGCAGCGAAUCAAAGCUCUCUGAGUGUCCGCACAAUGGAGUAGGAGUAGAAAACUGUGGUCACGGUGAAGAUGCUGGUGUCGUGUGUGAAGCUCUUUCACCAGUGAGGCUGGUCAACUCUGAUAACCGCUGCUCUGGCAGAGUGGAGAUCUUCCACAAUGGACAGUGGGGGACGGUGUGUGAUGAUUCCUGGGACCUGAAUGAUGCUCAGGUGGUCUGCAGACAGCUGGGCUGUGGCAGUGCGCUCUCAGCACCACUCGGGGCAGAAUUUGGACAAGGUACAGGGAACAUCUGGUUGGAUGAUGUCAAGUGCACAGGCAGCGAAUCAAAGCUCUCUGAGUGUCCGCACAAUGGAGUAGGAGUAGAAAACUGUGGUCACGGUGAAGACGCUGGUGUCGUGUGUGAAGCUCUUUCACCAGUGAGGCUGGUCAAUUCUGAUAACCGCUGCUCUGGCAGAGUGGAGAUCUUCCAUAAUGGACAGUGGGGGACGGUGUGUGAUGAUUCCUGGGGCCUGAAUGAUGCUCAGGUGGUCUGCAGACAGCUGGACUGUGGUGAAGCUCAUGCAGCGCCAACAAAUGCCCGGUUCGGACAGGGCAGUGGACCCAUCUGGUUGGACGAUGUUCAGUGUUCUGGAAAUGAAUCAUUGAUCACAAACUGCACUCACAGAGGAUUUGGGGUCCACAACUGUGGUCACAAUGAAGAUGCCAGCACUAUCUGUAACGGGAAAAACGGAUCAUAUCCCGGAGUUUAUCCAACAACUCCUUAUCCAUGGCCACUGCCCAGUACACAGAUCACUAACAACACAACACCACCAGACAACAGCACAGUGGUGGAAGGGGAGAUCCGUCUGGCCAAUGGAAGAAGCCGCUCCUGCUCUGGCAGAGUGGAGAUCUUCCUUCAUGGACGGUGGGGGACGGUGUGUGAUGAUUACUGGGACCUGAAUGAUGCUCAGGUGGUCUGCAGACAGCUGGGCUGUGGCAGUGCGCUCUCAGCACCACUAGGGGCAGAAUUUGGACAAGGUACAGGGAACAUCUGGAUGGAUGAUGUCAAGUGCACAGGCAGCGAAUCAAAGCUCUCUGAGUGUCAGCACAACGGAGUAGGAGUAGAAAACUGUGGUCACGGUGAAGACGCUGGUGUCGUGUGUGAAGACAACAGCACAGUGGUGGAAGGGGAGAUCCGUCUGGCCAAUGGAAGAAGCCGCUCCUGCUCUGGCAGAGUGGAGAUCUUCCUUCAUGGACGGUGGGGGACGGUGUGUGAUGAUUACUGGGACCUGAAUGAUGCUCAGGUGGUCUGCAGACAGCUGGGCUGUGGCAGUGCGCUCUCAGCACCACUAGGGGCAGAAUUUGGACAAGACAACAGCACAGUGGUGGAAGGGGAGAUCCGUCUGGCCAAUGGAUCAAACACCUCCUGCUCUGGCAGAGUGGAGAUCUUCCUUCAUGGACAGUGGGGGACGGUGUGUGAUGAUUCCUGGGGCCUGAAUGAUGCUCAGGUGGUCUGCAGACAGCUGGGCUGUGGCAGGGCGCUCUCAGCUCCACUCGGGCCAGAAUUUGGACAAGACAACAGCACAGUGGUGGAAGGGGAGAUCCGUCUGGCCAAUGGAAGAAGCCGCUCCUGCUCUGGCAGAGUGGAGAUCUUCCUUCAUGGACGGUGGGGGACGGUGUGUGAUGAUUACUGGGACCUGAAUGAUGCUCAGGUGGUCUGCAGACAGCUGGGCUGUGGCAGUGCGCUCUCAGCACCACUAGGGGCAGAAUUUGGACAAGACAACAGCACAGUGGUGGAAGGGGAGAUCCGUCUGGCCAAUGGAUCAAACACCUCCUGCUCUGGCAGAGUGGAGAUCUUCCUUCAUGGACGGUGGGGGACGGUGUGUGAUGAUUCCUGGGGCCUGAAUGAUGCUCAGGUGGUCUGCAGACAGCUGGGCUGUGGCAGGGCGCUCUCAGCUCCACUCGGGCCAGAAUUUGGACAAGGUACAGGGAACAUCUGGAUGGAUGAUGUCAGGUAA
This is a messenger RNA of Acanthochromis polyacanthus (spiny chromis), 4032 nucleotides long. RefSeq names its product deleted in malignant brain tumors 1 protein. Gene Ontology annotation, cellular component: membrane. The transcript is spliced from 15 exons. The coding region runs from base 1 to 4032 and encodes 1343 amino acids. NCBI's taxonomy places the organism in Eukaryota, Metazoa, Chordata, Actinopteri, Pomacentridae. The record is from RefSeq and is a predicted model, not a curated record.